AUGGCAGAGAAGAGGCAAUUCUUAGAUCGAUUGAAUGAAAAGAUAUCUAUUCUAGAUGAUUAUUGCUUGGAAGAUCUAGAUGACUGUAGUGCACGCACGAAGGUUAACGUGGAAAAGUUGAAAGCAUACACGACCCAUGUGGAGGGGCGUGUCAUUGAGAUUACUCCACGAGAAGCUGAAAGAUAUCUUUCGAAACAGGGACAAGCGUUACCGAAGAUGGUUAAAAAUGUCAGUCGCGUGGGUUCAAACCCUCAAGGGGCCCAUGGAGUAGAUGAUCACGAGCCAAUGGUAAGAACGAUCCAGCAGAAUAUUAGGACAAACCCGUCGGAUAGAGACAGUAUGAUGGAUACCAUUACAGGCUCCGAGCGCAGCCGCACCUUUAAACCGGAAUACACUAACCCUGGAGGUAGUGAUAAUACGACUUAUAAUACAUGUAGUAUCUCCUUGGAAAUAGACAUAUAUGAUACAAUAGAAAUUCCGGGCGGUGUAGGAGAACAACACCAAUCGGCACUGGCGGAGAAGCAGAAGAAGACACCGAAGCCGAUGGACGCGAAGGAAGGCCCCGCCGGCAAUCCAGCAUUAGAGGUAAUGGAGGAGAUAAUCAGGGAUAUUAUCUGGUUAGGAGAUAGUGCAGAGAGUCUCGAAGCGGUAGCUCUAUUUGAUAUAGAGGGGGUAGAACACCAACUCAUGAAGCCUAGAAGCCAAAAGCACAGUAAUAUCGGCACUAAUUUAUAA
Molecule: messenger RNA, 735 nt
Organism: Morchella importuna
Lineage: Eukaryota; Fungi; Ascomycota; Pezizomycetes; Pezizales; Morchellaceae
Exons: 1
Coding region: 1-735 (244 amino acids)
Source: RefSeq, a predicted model, not a curated record